This is a messenger RNA of Cucurbitaria berberidis CBS 394.84, 1009 nucleotides long. Its product is annotated as RBP11-like subunits of RNA polymerase. Lineage: Eukaryota; Fungi; Ascomycota; Dothideomycetes; Pleosporales; Cucurbitariaceae. Bases 199 to 591 code for a protein of 130 amino acids. Gene Ontology annotation, molecular function: protein dimerization activity. The record is from RefSeq and is a predicted model, not a curated record. Gene Ontology annotation, biological process: transcription by RNA polymerase II. Gene Ontology annotation, cellular component: RNA polymerase II, core complex. The transcript is spliced from 3 exons.
GCGGAGACGACUCAGUUUCAACCCACCAUCACACCUCUCGCAACCCCUUCUACCUUUUUGCGCUAUCACUAUUAAUUCAUCGACUUGGACUUGUACCACGCCAUUUAAUUGUAGCUAUUACCACCUUCCCUGCGCGGACGACGAAGCCACAUUCUUGUACCUAGGCAAGAGCGCACUUGAAGAGGAAGGAAUUACACCAUGAACGCGCCAGAUAGAUUCGAGCUCUUCCUGCUAGACGAGGGUCAGAAGAAGGUCGAAUGGAAAGAGGAGACACGUGUCCCGCACACAGCCAUCUUCACCUUCAACAAAGAAGACCACACGCUUGGCAACUUACUCUCCCAGCGCCUUCUAAAGUAUGACUAUAUCGUCUUCUCCGCCUACAAGGUUCCGCACCCGCUGUUUGCGACGUUCGAACUCCGCGUCCAGACCGACGGUUCGAUUACACCUAAGGAUGCGAUCAUCAGGGCAUGCAGGGAUAUUGUGCAGGAUCUCCAGAGGUUGAAUGACAGCUUUCAGCAGGAGUGGCUGGGCAAGAAGAUUGUGAGCGAGGGCGAGGCCGAGAGGGUUGCGCGCGAGCAGAACAACUUCUAGAGUGGUCUUGAAUGGAUCCUGAGCGAAUGGGGGCGUAUGGGUGAAGAAUUCUUGAAGGAGAUGCAUACCUCGGCGUUUAAAAGGUGGCUGGCAUGCUAUGGCCGGUCUGGCGUUAUGGUUGGGUGUAUGAACAUGGCAUUUCCGAUAUUGUCCUCACUGUGUUUAGGCAGUUGGGACUCAUGAGAGCCGUAGCGUUCACACUGCGUGGGAUCUAGAGGACUGUUCAGCGAUCCCGUUGUGUCUACUCUGAGGCUUACACGUCGUGCACUCAGUUUCAGUGUUUGCUACCGAGAGCGACCAAGUCAUGCCAUCUACCCGCAAGGGAGACACUAUAAAGGAGAGAACUAGAAAAUGGCAGUGUAUGACAUGGUUGUUUAUAUGGUUCAAAGUACAGCCAGUGUGGAGGUGAUAUGCUCAG